Molecule: messenger RNA, 1524 nt
Organism: Penicillium roqueforti
Lineage: Eukaryota; Fungi; Ascomycota; Eurotiomycetes; Eurotiales; Aspergillaceae
Exons: 3
Coding region: 1-1524 (507 amino acids)
Biological process (GO): carbohydrate transport; transmembrane transport
Cellular component (GO): membrane
Molecular function (GO): carbohydrate:proton symporter activity
Source: RefSeq, a predicted model, not a curated record
AUGGCGACAAAGGCAGAUACAUUGGAGAAGGAGCCCCCUAUGGAGAUAUUCAAGCUCCUACCGAACAACACAAAUCCUAAUUGGAUCAAAGAUAGGGGGCUCCGUAAAUUGAAUUUGGCUAUUGUGUUCAUGUUCUCCAGUGCUUCUUCGGCUGGGUACACCGCAAGUCUUGUGAACAGCUUGUUUGUUCUACCUGAGUUUGGUGCUAUCAUUGGCGGACUAGACCCCAAUAUAGUUGGUUUGAUAAUUGCUGCCACUUCACUUGGGGCGUUAGUCUCCUUCGCACCGGCCUCUUAUAUUGCUGAUGCAUUCGGACGAAAGACGUGUAUUUUCAUUGGGGCCAGCAUUGUGAUCGUGGGAGCUAUCAUCCAAACCGCAGUCAAAAGCCACUGGGCCUUUUUUGGCACCAGAGUCUUGUCCGGUAUAGGGAUGGGCAUCGCCCAGACUGCAUCCCCACUCCUGGCCACUGAAAUCGCACACCCACGGCAGCGACAGACGGCCACGGCCCUGUACAAUGCAUCCUGGAGUUUUGGCGUUAUUAGUGCGGCGGCGGUUACGUAUGCAACCAUAGGAAUAGCAAAUAGUUGGUCGUGGAGACUUCCUUGUCUGCUGCAAAUAUCGUUCCCGUUGUUUUCGAUCCUAGGAUUGAUCAUGUUUGUGCCCGAAAGCCCGAGAUGGCUUGUGUCCAAAGGCAGGAAAGACGAAGCUCUGAGUAUUUUGGGGAAGUACCAUGCGAAUGGAGACACAGACGACGAGCUGGUUCAGUAUGAGUACCGUUUGAUAUGCAGCACGAUCACAGCCGAGAUCACCAAUACCACGGAUUGGAGCUCCUUCUUCUCAUCGAGAGGCGAUAUGCACCGAUUAACCAUCUGCGUAUUAGUCGGACUUAUGCAAGAAUGGGUUGGAAAUGGCCUCUUAUCCUAUUACCUCGCACCGAUUCUCGCAUCAGUGGGAAUCACGAAGGCAGCCGACCAAGCUGCUGUGAACGUCAGCCUCAAUGUCUGGAACCUCCUCCUUGCGGUAGCUGGUGCAUUUGCAUCGGAACGAUACGGCCGCCGCAUUCUAUGGCUUAUUUCCACGGGAGCCAUGAUCGUUUUCCUGUCCAUGUCCACACUGGCCGCUGGUCUAUUUGCCGAAAAGCAUCUUCCUGCUGCUGGGAUAGCGGCUGUUCCGCUCCUGUUUCUCUUCUUUGGUGCAUACGAUAUCGCUUAUGCGCCUCUCUUCAUAUCGUAUCCAGCUGAGAUCCUGCCCUUCCAACUGCGUGCCAAAGGCAUUGCUGUCACCCUUUCGGUGGACGCUGUGGCGUGUUUUUUCAACCAAUAUGUCAACCCAGUGGCGUUUACGGCGAUUGCAUGGAAGUAUUAUUGUGUCUUUCUUGGCUGUCUGAUAGUGUUCCUGGGUCUUAUAUACUUACUCUUCCCCGAGACGAAAGGGCGGUCUUUAGAAGAGGUUGCUAUGAUUUUCGACAAGGAAAACAAAUCAGAGGGUGAGAGAGAAGACCGACAAGAUACAGAUAUAAUAUAG